UUUGUACUCCAAAUAAAUUUCCGAACAUGGCGGUAAAAAUACCAACAAGUUUGUUGAAUAUGGAGUGAAGUGAAAUCGUUAUCAUAGGGCCAAGGCAAACGGCAGAGAAGAAUCAAUUUAGGUCUCAUGUCAUGUUGACAACCGUGUAGAACUAGUAGUUUGAAACUUGAAAGUUAUGAUUUGGUGAAAAGUUUGAAAUGUAAUUAUCUGAACGUGUUUUCACAACUAUACCCUUAGUGAAAAUGGCAUCAAUAUAUCUGCAAGAUAAAGGAUUUUUAUCGUGCAUUAAAAUUGCAGGGACGCCCAUUUUACCUCCCUUGAUUACUGAAGAACGAAGGAAAGAGCUAAAUGAAGAUAAAGCAAAAGCAAUUUCAAUUGAAAAAAAACUAGUGCACAAACGCAGCAGUAUCGAUAGUGGCGUUAUGACGGGAAGUUACAUAGAGUACUUUAAAAAUAGUGAGUUGAAACAAACAAGUUGUCAACUUUCUACAUCUAAUCUUACAAGAAAUGGCAAUGAUAAUUUUUUUGAUUUCAACAUUAACUCACAACCAUCUGAAGCCAAUGGUGAUGUCAGUGACAGUUUCAUGAAAUCUGCUCUAGAAGAUCCAUAUUUUAAGGAAUAUUUCUACAACACUGCUGACAGAGUAUUCAAAAGUAGCAAUCAUAAUGGUACAUCUCAGUCUUCCCAAAGUGAAAAUAUCCCCAGCGACAGUUUCUUGAGAUCUGCAUUGGAGGAUGCUGAAUUCCGGGAGUUUUUCUGUACGACUGCUGAUAAGAUUUUUAAGAACAAUAUAAUAAAUAGUGAUGGAGACCUAUUAGACAAUAAGCCCUUGAAUUUUGAAAUUGAUAGUGCAAUAUGUAAUGAAGAUACUGUAAGAGAAACAUAUGAAGUGUCUUCAGAAUUGUCACAAUAUUUUAAAUCAAAUGAAUCUCUAGAUGUUAGCAUUCGUGAUAAUCCAUCUCCGGUUACAAAUUCUGUGAAGAGUGAUCCUAUUCAUGAAUCACCAGAAAGUGUGAAAAACAAUGUACAAGACACUCAAAUGGAAUCACAGUCCCCUCCUCCUCAUGCUUCUCGGCUGGUCAGACGAAACUCUUACACAUUAGACAGUCCAAGCCCUGUCCUUUUGGAACAUAUGGCAAAAGAGAAUGAAAAGUGGAUCUCACUUACAGAUAAGAAGGAAAAAGACAAAGGACUUGAAUUUAAACCGUUUUUGUCAGCUAGGAAGCCAAGGAAAACUUGGAACAAAAGUUGCAGUGUUCAUUCUCCAAUUGUAAAAGCUAAUAUUCUAACUUCAAAACGUUCUAAUGUUCCUAUUAAAAGCGCCAAGACUUUUGUCAAAUGUUCUGUGAAAAGCAAGAAAACAAUUAACUCUCUCCCUUCCAGUUCCCGCACAAGCCCCACUCACUUGAGUCUGCUCGCACAUUCAACUGAGUGCAUAAAAACUAUGACAGAAACUUCAUCCAAUAUCGGUCAAAAUAAUGUAGAAUUCAAUUUUGACUCAAUUCCAGAACCUAUUAAAGAAGUUAAAACUCCUCAACAGAUUCCUCAAUCAACUAGUGGGAUGUACGUCAAUGAGAAUACGAUCACAGGAGCUAGUAGUGUUAAUGUAUCUUCUGUAUCAAACAAAGAGAACACAUCUGAAAGUUCACAGUUCAUAUGUGACACUGACAAUUCUUUACUUCCCUCUAUAGAGCCAAGUGACUCCGCUAGUCAGAUUUCAGUAGUAAGUCAGUCAACAUUACUUCCACAAAAACAAAUAUACAAUGCACCUGUAGACAAUAUUAACUCUCAGUGCAACAGAGGACAGUCUAGUGAUGUAGAUGAUGGCGUAUCAAUAUGUAGUAGUUUAAGUUUGUCCAAAUUUUUGACAUCGGAUGAAAUACUGUCAAGACCCUCGACUGCAGAAGAUUUGUCGACACUAUUUUCUGAGCUGCAGUUGCACCAUGAACGGCAAAUAAAGGAACUUUUAGAAAAACAACACAAGGAAAAAGUUAUGUUAACACAGUUGCAUUCAAACAGUGGAACGUUAUUGAGCAGAAGUGCAUCUCACUUAAGUGUUUAUGAUCUCCCCUGUGAAAACAGUAUUUCUCAAAUGAGUUCAGAUGAAAAACAAUCCUCAUGCAGCCGAGAGCUGUUUCCUAAUGAGAAUAUAAUAACUGCUAACAAAGUACAAUUUAAGGCUCAAAAACGCAAUUCAGAUAAAGAACAGACUGCAGCUGUAAAAAUAACUGCAUGGGCCCGAGGAUAUUUGACCAGACGGCUACUGAAGACUGAAAAAGUUCAACAGAUCAUAGACGUUAUCAAGGAAUCACUUACCUGUGCUUUCUCUCUGCAGUGCGAGUCCCAGCUUAGGAGGAAUGACCUAGAACUACAUGAGCGACUGGCUCACCAGUUAAGUGCAGCUUUAAAUGAGCUUUGGUCAGUCAUAUCUGCACCAGUUGCCAAGAGAAUGGCUAUCAUAGCGGCAGAUAGAGAGAGGCUAAAGAAACCAUUGUCUCGGCCUUCUUCUGCUAUUUCAGCAGCCACAAAGAAAAGUCUUCUUCGUAAGCAAAAGAGUAUGGUCAGUCCUGUUACAUCACAACUUCCUCAAGAAAACAGACUCAGGACCAAGUCUCUGUGUCUUGUAAAACCAAAUUUAACAAGAUCCAGAUCUUUUGUGAAGAGUGAUUCUUCUAGUGGUAGAAGUUCGAGUAGCUCACGUAAACCCUGGAAAUAACCAUUAAGUAAAAUAGUGUUAGUGAUCUAUUUUUUAAUUCUUGUUGUAUAUUUCAUGUUUUCAGCAAAUUUAAUUUAUUAAUAUUUUUGUGUUGUUUUAUGAUAUGAACUAAGAUAGUGUAAUGAUGUAAAAUCGUAUUGUAAAGAUAAUGAUAUAAAAUUGUAGUAUCAGUGUUGAAUUAUAUUUUCCUACUUAUUUUGGA
Molecule: messenger RNA, 2919 nt
Organism: Homalodisca vitripennis (glassy-winged sharpshooter)
Lineage: Eukaryota; Metazoa; Arthropoda; Insecta; Hemiptera; Cicadellidae
Product: centriolar coiled-coil protein of 110 kDa-like
Exons: 7
Coding region: 243-2717 (824 amino acids)
Biological process (GO): centriole replication; regulation of cytokinesis; centrosome duplication
Cellular component (GO): centriole
Molecular function (GO): protein binding
Source: RefSeq, a predicted model, not a curated record